AUGGCCAAACCUACGCACGAGUUUUACAUGCCGUCAGUGUACGAUGGUACCCGACUGAGCACCCGUAUCUACCGCCCGAGUGAAAGCGACCUACAACAACCUACGAUCAAGGGGGCUAUUAUUGCGCACCCUUACGCUACACUCGGAGGAAGCAAUGACGAUCCAGUCGUAUGCUCUGCUGCCGCCGAGCUUGUGCGGAAAGGAUACGUUGUGUUGACCCUGAACUUUCGCGGCGCAAGUGACUCCGGUGGUCAAACGAGCUGGACUGGGAAACCCGAACUGUGUGACUACAUCUCUGCCUAUGGAUUCAUACUCAAGUACCUCCAGCUUCUCGCGCCGUCCAAGCCCGUUGAGCUGGUCCUCGGCGGGUAUUCUUACGGAUCGAUGAUGGUAUACCAUCAACCCAAAGUGGAGGAUGUUGUCAGUCUAUUUGCCUCGCCAAAAAGCGGAUCUCUUGCAAGUGAACUAUUCGCAAAGGCUAGAGAGCUGCUCCAGGGGGAGAACAAGGACGAAAACAACAACCAAGAAGAUACCGAGUCUGAGUUACCGCUGGCAACAAUCUCAUACCUAAUCCUCUCCCCGGUUCUCUCACUAGCCUCUGGCCUAAUCACCCUCUGGUCGAAUCUCUCUCGCGUGUCGAUUCAGGGCAAGCAAUUAACCACACCGCCACCAGAAGAACAACUCCCCAAACACCGAACACUGGUUGUAUACGGAACCGAUGAUAUGUUUACAUCCGUAAAGAGCUUUCAACAGUGGACCGCGAAACUAAGCAAUUCCCCAGACAGUCAGGUCAGAAGCGUCGAAAUUCCGUUUGCAGGUCAUUUCUGGUUGGAGCAAAACUUUCAUGCACAAUUACGGAAAACUAUUAGCACAUGGCUGGAUGAUGCGCAGUGA
Molecule: messenger RNA, 894 nt
Organism: Talaromyces rugulosus
Lineage: Eukaryota; Fungi; Ascomycota; Eurotiomycetes; Eurotiales; Trichocomaceae
Exons: 2
Coding region: 1-894 (297 amino acids)
Molecular function (GO): hydrolase activity
Source: RefSeq, a predicted model, not a curated record